Rangifer tarandus platyrhynchus (Svalbard reindeer) is the source of this 372-nucleotide messenger RNA. The record is from the annotation of a GenBank genome assembly. NCBI's taxonomy places the organism in Eukaryota, Metazoa, Chordata, Mammalia, Artiodactyla, Cervidae.
AUGAGGGCACCAUCAGCAAAGCCCUGGGCUCCCUGGGCACCUCUGGCUUCUGAGGUUUCCCAGGUUCAGCUCCAGGGAAACGGGAGGCAGGGCAUCCUGACUCUGCAACUCUCGUGUGGAAGAGCAUGCCGCCCUGAAGUGCUCACGGGCCUGUGGGGGCUCAGGCGCCCCCGGUCACAGUCAGGAGGCGCGUGGGGUCACGGCUGCAGGUUGCAGGCCGACCUCACUCCCGGCAGCAGGACCACCGUGGAGCCCGGACGCACUCCCUGGGUGACCCCGGGCCUGCAGGGGGAUUUGGGGGUCCCCGUCACCCCCACCCGUGUGGCCUCGCCUGCUCCCCACCCCGGCUCAAAGCAAACGCCCACGGCCUGA